AUGUCGCUCGCCGAGGUACUCCGUCUGCCUGUAGCAUUGAGGCGUGCAACUUUGACAAAAGCUUUUAUUCCUCAACCCAUACUUGCAAGCAGAGCCUAUACUCCAACAUUUCAACAUUUGCAGCGGAGACAUGGCACGACAGACGCUGCACCGCACACCACAUCAAGCUCCGUCAACCACACCGAAGUCUCUCACUUCAACGCGUUGGCGUCGUCAUGGUGGGAUCCGCAGGGUUCAAGCCGCCUCCUCCAUCUGAUGAACCCGCUUCGGCAUCGCUUCAUUCGCCGCUGUCUCGCGUACGACGACCGUGACGAGGCGCAGAAGCUGCGCUAUUUAGAUAUAGGCUGCGGUGGAGGCAUCUUCGCGGAGUCGGCGGCGAGACUGUCGACCACGAGAUCCGUGACGGCAAUCGACCCCACACCCGAAGUCAUUGCGGUCGCUAAGCGACAUCAACGGACAGAUCCGUCACUGCUCGAAGCUGGUCGGCUGACGUACCUCAACACCGCCAUUGAGGACCUGCCAAACCACGACGACGGUCGCUACGACAUCAUCACCCUCUUCGAGGUAAUUGAGCACAUCCAGCGCCCUUCACCCUUCCUUCAGUCCUGCAUCUCCCAUCUCAAGCCUGGCGGAUGGUUGAUAGGGUCUACUAUUGCUCGUACGCCUGUCUCCUGGUUCACCACGAAGCUGGUCGCGGAAGAUCUGCUACGUAUCGUCCCAAGAGGUACGCACAAUUGGAACCAGUACAUCCAGCCGCAAGAGAUGAGGGAUUGGGCGCGAAUGCAACCGGAGCUGAGUACCUCAGAUGGCAUUGAUUGGCAGGUCAUGGGCGUUGUGUAUGUGCCUGGUGUAGGGUGGAGGCAGGUGAAGGGCAGUGAAGCUUGGGGCAACUACUUCUUUGGCGUGAGGAAGAGGUGGGAUGCUGAGUGA
Molecule: messenger RNA, 930 nt
Organism: Baudoinia panamericana UAMH 10762
Lineage: Eukaryota; Fungi; Ascomycota; Dothideomycetes; Mycosphaerellales; Teratosphaeriaceae
Exons: 1
Coding region: 1-930 (309 amino acids)
Biological process (GO): ubiquinone biosynthetic process
Molecular function (GO): 2-methoxy-6-polyprenyl-1,4-benzoquinol methyltransferase activity
Source: RefSeq, a predicted model, not a curated record